Wickerhamiella sorbophila is the source of this 939-nucleotide messenger RNA. RefSeq lists its product as hypothetical. Gene Ontology annotation, biological process: transmembrane transport. Lineage: Eukaryota; Fungi; Ascomycota; Dipodascomycetes; Dipodascales; Trichomonascaceae. Bases 1 to 939 code for a protein of 312 amino acids. The transcript has a single exon. The record is from RefSeq and is a predicted model, not a curated record.
AUGAGCCAGGUUCAAAUACCCGAUUAUGGCGCGAGUCCGUUUCGCGACUGGCUGCGAACGCCGGUUGUGUCGUCGUUUAUUGCCGGCGGCUGUGCAGGAGCCGUGUCGCGGACCGUUGUGUCGCCGUUUGAGCGGAUGAAGAUCAUUUUCCAGGUGCAGAAUGCAAACGCCAAAUCCUACGACGGCAUGUGGGCGACUUUGAUGAAAAUGUGGCGAGAGGAAGGAUGGCGUGGGUUCAUGAGAGGCAACGGGAUCAACUGCGUGCGUAUUGUCCCCUAUUCUGCCGUGCAGUUCUGCACUUACACGCUGCUCAAGCAGGGGAUCUCCCAGGACGCCCGCGAGCUCACGGCCAGCGAGCGCUUGCUGGCUGGUGCACUCGCCGGCAUUGCCUCCGUGUGUGCUACGUACCCGAUGGACAUUGUGCGCACGCGACUAAGCAUCCAAACUGCGUCUAUUGGGUCGCUACAGAAAGAAAACCUCGCCAAGCCCCCCGGCAUGUGGGCGACCAUGGCCCAGAUGUACAAAACAGAAGGUGGCAUGGUCGCUCUUUGGCGGGGUCUGAUUCCAACAACCCUGGGAGUGGCUCCGUACGUGGGAAUUAACUUUGCAUGCUACGAGUAUCUUCGAGACCGGCUCGCAGUCGAUAACAGUAAACUCUCGUCGUACUCGACGCUGACUGCCGGAGCAGUUUCCGGUGCAAUUGCCCAAACGUUUACCUAUCCUUUUGAUGUGCUCCGUCGUCGUUUCCAGGUCGAAAGCAUGAACCACGGCAGACUCGGCUACCAGUACAACUCGACGUGGGGGGCUCUGAAAACUAUUGUCGCCAACGAAGGGUUUGUGGGGCUGUAUCGUGGCUUGGGGCCCAACCUGCUCAAAGUGGUCCCGGCAAUGGCGUCCUCGUUCUGGACUUUCGAGUCCGUCAGGCGGCUGCUGGCAUAG